Messenger RNA from Rhineura floridana, 4713 nucleotides. It is a transcript of the gene TOLLIP, whose product is annotated as toll interacting protein. The record is from RefSeq and is a predicted model, not a curated record. Gene Ontology annotation, biological process: ubiquitin-dependent protein catabolic process. Gene Ontology annotation, cellular component: cytoplasm. The coding region runs from base 687 to 1367 and encodes 226 amino acids. The transcript is spliced from 7 exons. NCBI's taxonomy places the organism in Eukaryota, Metazoa, Chordata, Lepidosauria, Squamata, Rhineuridae. Gene Ontology annotation, molecular function: ubiquitin binding; ubiquitin conjugating enzyme binding.
UACGCUAUUGGGAAAUGGCGGGUGGGUGAUGGCUACCGACGGCAUCGACAAGCAAGGCAACAUAUUUGAAACACUGCGCUUUGUAGCACUGUCUGACGCACCGUUGCUUUCAUUCGGCAGAUCAUUUGUAACGGCCAAUAUAAAAAUAACAAAGUGCAUGCGCCGACGCGCCUUAAGCAGCGAACGUAGGGAAUCCCAACGUCUGCAGCAAAAUGCGAUGAGCGAGGGACGGCCACGAUUUGCGAUCGGAAUGUUUUCGGGUUGGCGCCUGCGCAUGACUGCAUAGCGGUUCUUACGGCGGCUGCCGAGGAGGGAUCUUCUAGCGCACGCGCAGUGACGAAUAACGGUGGACUGGGGGCGUGGCUAGACGGUAAGGAAGGGGGAAUCAGCUGACUUCCUCGCGUUGGAUCGAGGGGCUGUCAUCGGCGGAAAGAGGGAGGACCACCCCGGCCUGAAGGAAGUGCCAUGGCGACCACUGUUAGCACUCAGCGGGGCCCGAAUGGAUCUCCUGAUAAGAUGCUAUCUUGAGGAGGCCCUCACCUGCAGAGCACAGUGAUCGACUGGGUAUAUAAGGGGUGUAUAUUGGUGAACUUCCUCAAGAUUUCCUUCGUAUCACCCCAACUCAGCAACAGCAGCAGAUCCAAUUGGAUGCUCAAGCAGCUCAACAGUUACAGUACGGAGGAGCAAUGGGUACCGUUGGGAGACUGAGCAUCACUGUAGUGCAGGCAAAAUUGGCAAAAAAUUAUGGCAUGACGCGCAUGGAUCCUUACUGCAGAGUACGACUUGGCUAUGCUGUCUAUGAAACGCCUACAGCUCAUAAUGGAGCCAAAAAUCCCCGAUGGAACAAAGUUAUUCAGUGCACCGUUCCGCCUGGAGUGGAUUCUUUCUACCUUGAAAUAUUUGACGAGCGGGCUUUUUCAAUGGAUGAUCGCAUUGCUUGGACGCACAUUACCAUUCCUGAAUCGCUGAAACAAGGAAAGGUAGAAGAUGAGUGGUAUAGCCUGAGUGGAAGGCAAGGAGAUGACAAAGAAGGAAUGAUUAAUCUGGUCAUGUCUUAUACGUCCUUACCAGCUGCCAUGAUGAUGCAGCCUCAGCCAGUGGUCCUGAUGCCCACAGUGUAUCAGCAAGGAGUUGGAUAUGUGCCUAUAACAGGAAUGCCUGCAGUUUGUAAUCCGGGCAUGGUACCGGUGGCAGUUCCGCCUCCUGCAGUCAACCCUCAGCAUGUGUGUAAUGAAGAGGAUCUAAAAUCUAUUCAGGACAUGUUCCCCAACAUGGACAGAGAAGUAAUCCGUUCAGUGCUAGAAGCCCAGAGAGGAAACAAGGAUGCUGCUAUCAAUUCCUUGCUUCAAAUUGCAGAGGAAUCCUAGAUCCAUCUGUACAUUUUCCAUCUUCAUUAUUACCCUUACUUUUGAUUUGCCAAGCCAGGGAUUUAGUUAGAGAAAGAACUUCCUGAGAAAGCAUCCCAUCUGAGAGAUUGUGUUCCCAUCUUUGUGGUGAUGGUAGUUGGACAUUUGCACACUUUGUUUUUACAUAUGAUCUAUAGAAAUCCCAGCCAUUUUUAUUAAUAUAUUAAUUCUGCCAUGUGUUGCUGCAUUUCUAUUUGAGAGAUGGAGAUGGAGCAUCUAUGCUGCUUUUUCUUAUUUCCCUGUUUUGGAAAACUAAACACACACAAGCAUAUUCAUCCAGUUUUGUCACUAUGCAUUAUGGAGUUGAGGGGGGGAAGGGAGUGUAUAGGUUGAAUGAUUAGGAUGGACUCCUGUUCUACAGAGUGGCUUUAUUAAAAGUUCUCUCCCUCUCAUAAUAAAUGACUCCUUUUAUUCAGAUACAAAGCGAUUACACAGUGCCCUUCAGCAGUGAUAUCUGCUUAGUGAUAACAUUAUAGUAAUUUGUAAUAAUUCCUUGUGUAGCAAAACUGGCUUUCUUGUAAUUUUCGUCAUCUUUCUAAUGAGAGAUUCCCUUGCUCAACCUAUUAAUCGGGCCGCAAUGCAAUAUAUUUGUUUGGUUUUGUUUGUUUAGAGCUAGCUGCUCCUAUCUGAUGUGUUGCUCUGCUUCUGAAAUCUGAAAUCAUUUGUUUCUUGCGACACGGCAGCAAAUGCUGGAGGAACAGGGUUAUUUCUUAUAUGGUGUUGUGUUUACUUGCACUAUUCUUGCUUCUACAUUCGUGAAACAUUCAAAACAAUAAAAGCAGGAGGAUUUUAUACCUGGGAAAAAUCGGUAUCGCAAAUUUAUAAUUGUCCUUAUGAUCAGUUAUCAUAAAAUAAUAAUGAUUUAAAAUAAAUUUUCACUUGUCUGUAUAGUUGAAACCUGCUACUUUUCCCUUUUGGAGAAAAAAAAUACUUUCAAGGCAUAACACCGGUAGAAUAUACACUGUAAUGUUACUUUGUUGGGUACCAGCUGGCUUUAAUUCCAUCAAAAUUGAGCAAUGUGAAAGAAUCCAUUAUCACAAAUGAAACAAAACAAAUUUAAAAUACAAUCCCAAUAUGUAAGAAGAGGGGAAUUGUACAUAUUCACUGUGUAUUGUUAGAACUGUAGAAAAUGUAGGAGAUGACGAAUUUUGUGUCAGUUUAAUCAGUUCAUUUUUUUUGUUUGGGGAAAAAACUUUAAUAUGCACAUUUUUCUUAAUGUGCUGUUCACCUUUUUGAUGGUUUUAAAACAUUUUAAGUACUUUCUAUAAUUGCCAGCCAUACCUUGUACGUCCUCAAGCGUUUGAACACAAUACAGACUCUCGCAUUGGUUGUGAAUUUUAUCCCUUUGGAAUAAAAGAGCUCCUGUUUUCUGUCCUCUUUUUUCAUUCCUGUUCCUCUUCUUCAAGCAUUUAAAAAAAUGUCCACGAAAAUAUUUUAUCAUAUCAUCAUGAAUAUUCCUGGUACAGCCAGCUAUAGUUCAAAUAUUUAUUUUUUUAAUGAUUAAAAUAUAGGUGGGGAGAUGAUUUUUAAAUACAGUACCAAAAAUCUCUGUGUGUUUUUUCUGCUGUUUGUUGUUUAAAACAUAAGCAUCUUCCUUCUGUUUAGGUGGCAGACUUACAUUUGUGAGGGCUAAUUCCCUCCUCUCUGCCCUCCUACCCUGCUGUUGCUUUUUAAGUAUAUGAAUACAGUCUACUGCAAUGUGGGUUUUUGUUGUUUUUGCAGCACUCUUUAGGUCAAUCUUUGACAAACUGGUGCCCUCCAACUAUUUGGGGCUAAAAUACCCAUCAGCCCCAGCCAACACAACUGAUGAGAGUUGUACUCCAAAAUAUCUGGAGGGCUCCAGGUUGCUCUAGAUUGAAGAAGCAUAUGUGUCCAUCCAAAAGGUAAGUCGGAUACUUUCUUCAUAUUUUACAGUACUUCCAGAUUAAAGCUUUAACUAAUGAUGUACAUUUGUCAUUUGCAUCAUGGUACAGUUAGGUUUUGUGGCAUUUAUGAACUAAGAUCUUGAAGAGUAAGAUUACUCAAAAGUCUUCAGCAGAAAGUUUGGAAUAACAGUUUGGGGUUUGGAAAAAUCUUCUGUUGUAGCAUUAUACCCAUGGAGUAAAAUUGACUCCAAGAUUAUAGGAAACGACAUACUUUAAUAGUGUUUUUUAAGGUUACUCUGAGGUAGCCAGUGGAGAUGGGUUAAGGGUGGCUUGUAGUUUAGGGAAUUGUAUAUCUGAUCCUUUUGGAGCAGAAUUGUAAACACAGUGAAAACAGUUGAGAAUGCACUUUCACAGUAAAAACAUAUAUAUACAUGGAAAUGUUAUGAGUAAAUUCAGUUUCUGAAAGGUACCAGGAUGAGACCUAGGAAAGCCUAGGAAGCUUUAGUAGUGGUCGUUAAGCUGCAUUUUUAUACAGUAGAGGCCAGGGAACCAUCAUAGAUCAUGGGUAGUAAUAGGAUAGAUACUGUUAACUUUUUUCCUUUAUUGUGAAGAAAAUAAUGACAAUACACAUUAAUUUAAUAAAUGUCCUGCAUUCAAUGACUACUGUGUAUUAUUAAAAGUAAAAGGGGUAAUCACAAGCAUGGCUACUGUUAUAUGCAUAUCUUUUCUUGAUAACUAACUGGAUGUAUCCUAAUCCUUACUUCAAACAUGUAUUUGGAAGUAAUCCCAAUGGAUCUUAAGAAAAUUUGCCUCCAGAUCAGUGGGAAUAAGAUUGGGGUACAAGUUGCUGAUGUGCAGAACUGAAAUUCUCUAGUUACCUGUCACUUAAACUAAAUGCUGUGCAGCACACAAUUUUUAAUACUAUUUCUCAUAUGCUCCAUUUAAAAGAACAGCAUGUUCAGCUUUGUGUAUCUGGUACAGCGUUCCUCCACAGUCGGAAGAACUCUGCUGAAGGCUGAAUUGGUAUUGGCACUAGUUUCAAACCUGCCAAGGACCUGUGAGGGAUAAUUACAGGAAUAUUUUUGUCUAGCUAGAUUCUUCCCAGCUUCUUCUCUAUUGCUGUAUGAAUGUGUGCUGAUGGUUCCUGUGUACCCCUUUGCAGAUACUAUUGCUUGUAUUGGCUGACCUGUAAUACUGUAUAGAAGAUGUUUUGCUGUUAUAAUUCUGAAGACAUUGUUUUUUUUACUGUAUUGAGGUUCAGAUGUUUGUCUCUUGCAUUGUAAAAUCUUCUUUUCCAAUUCUAUCUAAUUUAAUAAAUGUAUACCAAACAUUGAAAAAGUAUGGUCUUUUACAGGAACCAGUAUGCAUUCCAACAUGAUUGAUUCAGAUGCUGGGAAUUGUAUUCAGUGAAAUGUAGACCAUUUUAACGUGGCAUUAACAUU